CUUUCUUUCUCUCUGCUUCAUAACCACAAUGCAAAACCCAACCCAAAAGCCUUUGUUUUUUUCUCUCUCUCUCUCCUUCUUCUUAAACCUUUCUUUCUCUACAUUUUUUAUGCCUUGCCCUUGAGUGUUUGUUUUGUGCUUUCUUUCCCUUCUUUUGUCUGGACAGAAUUGCCCCUGCUGGAAGCUGAAAAUUACUGAAGGCUUUUGCUGUUGCAACUUUCUGCAAGCAAAAUGAGAUGCGGAAUUUGGGGAAUUUUUUGAGCUCCUAGGUGCUUGAAUUUGGAAGAAAUUUUUAAGGCUGAUCUUGGUUGAAGUGCUGUUGCUUGAACUGAAAUGAAUUGAAUUGAACAACCCCCUCUCUUCGGAGCUCCGUUAUCGAUCGAGUUUUUCUUGUGUGGAAAAUGAUUCUGACAAAGCAAUAUAGGUGUGUACACUCAGCUAGUUGUCAAUGCAUCAAGGGGCAUUUAAGUGAAGAUGUGUUAUUCUUGGUUUUUCAUCGUUUGAAUUGGAACCCCAAGCUAAUUGCCACUCUGUCAUGUGUGUGCAAAUGGUUUGAUGAUCUUGCGAAGCGAGUACUAUGGAAGGAGUUUUGUCGAACAAGAGCUCCUAAGAUGAUGCUUGAUCUGCAAUCAAGCGGAAGCCAUAGUAUUGAUGGAAACUGGAGGCCCCUAGGGAAGCUGCUUACGUACUGUUCCGGAUGCAAGAGAGGUGGUUUGUUCAAAAACAUUCAGAUCCCCGGUCACUUUGUAUAUCGGACUAGGUUUUCUAGAACAUCAGGAAAGAGCUUUCUUUUACCACAGUGCAGAAAUGAUGUUUUAUAUGUGUCUGAUCCUUGCGAACAUCUUGACCAAGGUGAAGAAGGGGAUUUAGGAUUCUUCCGUGGAAUUUUCAAGUCUUUUGCGACCUCGAAUGUAAGGAGGAUGCUUAAUAACAAGGGUGCCAGGCUCCAUCCAACAGAGUUUUGCCCCUAUUGUAAGGCAAAGUUGUGGAGCAUGCUGCAGGCUAACAUGAUCCCGCAAAGUGCUAGUUGCAGGUUGGGUUCAUAUGAAGAUUGCAUCGAGUAUUAUGUUUGCCUUAAUGGGCACAUGCUUGGGAUCUGCACCCUGUUACCAUUAUCUGAAUCAGAAGAGGCAUCUGAGAAGGACUAAGAUUGUAAUGAUUCUCAGAUUGGCAUUCCCUGUUCACAUGAUGUACUGGUUUGAACGCACUUCUGGAAUACUCAUCGGGUAAAAAUUUCUGGUCAAAUAUGCCAUUAUAUGAAUUAAAUUUAAACCAUUGAGUUUGAUUGAUGCUGCUGCUGUGUCAACACAUGCUGGCAUUUUCCUACAAAGGAUAGAUAGUGUAUGAACAAAAUUUUCAACAAUGAAUCAAAAUAUCGGCUUUGUUACUGUGAA
This is a messenger RNA of Arachis stenosperma, 1394 nucleotides long. Its product is annotated as EID1-like F-box protein 2. The record is from RefSeq and is a predicted model, not a curated record. The coding region runs from base 402 to 1148 and encodes 248 amino acids. The transcript is spliced from 4 exons. Gene Ontology annotation, molecular function: protein binding. NCBI's taxonomy places the organism in Eukaryota, Viridiplantae, Streptophyta, Magnoliopsida, Fabales, Fabaceae.